AUACAUAUUUGAUUCUUUCUUUAAGGAUAAAGUGGUCUCGAUGCGCUAGAAGCACUGUGCCGCUUCUCGUGCUAUCUUUGCUUGUUAGUUAGCUUAGCUCGCUAGUUAGCUUAGCUUGUUAGCUGCUAACAGAAGACACAGAAGUUAUCAACACAUCGCUAAGUAGAGAUCAAGUGUGAGAGUAAAGUGUUGUGAUUGCGUGAAAAUGUCUACAUUACAAAUGUUGAGAGCGUUGGUGGAUCAGCGACUAACUGCUGCCGUUGAAGAAAUAUUUGUAGUGUUGGAAAGAACGAUAGCAGAAUACGAGGCGGAACUUUCUAGAACAAAAGAGGAGAACAAUCAACUACUGGACGCUGUUUUCAAGAAACAUCAAGUUGUGUUACACAGAACAGACGUCCAGCAGGUGUCAGCAGAGAGUCAUGAAGAUAUUCCCUCCAAGCAGCAGGAGUGGAGCUCCAGUGUGGGACAGACGGAGCUACAGGCCCCCUCCCACAUUAAAGAGGAGCAGCUUCAUGAUGAAGAUGAAGCUCAGUCCUUACAGCUUCAUCACAGUCAAAGUGAGGAGAACAGAGGGGCGGAGCUUGUAAGUCAACACAUCACAGAAGCUGAUGGAGAGCAUUGUGAAGAUAUAAAGUCAGAACCAGACAGCAUCUUUGCUCCACUGUCAGACAUGGACCACACGAUGUCACACUCUUCUGAUCACAGUGACCACAUCCAAAAACCUUUGGAGAGUAAAAAUUACUUUAAAGGUGAUACAAGACAUCACACUAACAACAAACACUUUGACUGCUCUCAAUGUGGGAAAUCAUUUAGAUGGAAGAGUCUUUUUACAGUACACAUGAGAACACAUACUGGAGAGAAACCUUUUACUUGCUCUGUUUGUAAGAAGAGUUUCUCCUUAAAGCAACGCUUGACCAGACACAUGAGAACACACACUGGAGAGAAUCCUUUUACUUGUUCUUUUUGUAAGAAGAGUUUCGCCACUAAGCAAAACAUGAUCACACACAUGAGAACACACACUGGAGAGAAACCUUUUCCUUGCUCGGUUUGUAAGAAAACUUUCUCCAGAAAGCAACACAUGACCACACACAUGAGAACACACACUGGAGAGAAACCUUUUCCAUGCUCAGUGUGUCCCAAAAGAUUCUCCAUAAAUGAGCAAAUGAAAAGACACAUGAGAACACACACUGGAGAGAAACCUUUUACUUGCUCUCUUUGUAACAAGGGGUUUUCCAGAAAGCUUAACAUGUCCACGCACAUGAGAACACAUACUGGAGAGAAACCUUUUACUUGCUCUGUUUGUAAGAAGAGUUUCUCCUUAAAGCAAUGCUUGACCAGACACAUGAGAACACACACUGGAGAGAAUCCUUUUACUUGUUCUUUUUGUAAGAAGAGUUUCGCCACUAAGCAAAACAUGAUCACACACAUGAGAACACACACUGGAGAGAAACCUUUUCCUUGCUCGGUUUGUAAGAAAACUUUCUCCAGAAAGCAACACAUGACCACACACAUGAGAACACAUACUGGAGAGAAACCUUUUCCUUGCUCGGUUUGUAAGAAAACUUUCUCCAGAAAGCAACACAUGACCACACACAUGAGAACACACACUGGAGAGAAACCUUUUCCAUGCUCAGUGUGUCCCAAAAGAUUCUCCAUAAAUGAGCAAAUGAAAAGACACAUGAGAACACACACUGGAGAGAAACCUUUUACUUGCUCUCUUUGUAACAAGGGGUUUUCCAGAAAGCUUAACAUGUCCACGCACAUGAGAACACAUACUGGAGAGAAACCUUUUACUUGCUCUGUUUGUAAGAAUAGUUUCUCCACAAAGCUUGUCAUGACCAGACACAUGAGAACACACACUGGAGAGAAACCGUUUAGUUGCACUGUGUGCGAUAAAACAUUCAGGGUUAAGAAUAAGGUCAGUAAACACAAGUGUGUAACAGUCAUGGAGGCUGCAGGGAUUUAAAUACACUUAAGCAGUGAUUGUGCUAAAUGUACUCUAAAACACAGCAUGUUUAAUAUGAAUGUAUAUUUUAUGUUGUAUGUAGUAGUACUUCUCAUCUUCUACUGUUAUUCUAUGUUGUUCUGGAAUUACUUUUUAAGUUGUGUGCAUUUAUUGAAUAUCAUGUAUGUAGCUACUAUUUUAUUUUAUUUUCUCAUUGUUAAAGAGAGAACUUCUUAUUAUUUACAGUUGUUUUUUGUUCACACAUUUUCUUCCAUUGCAUUUUUAUUGAUGUUAUUAUCCAAUUAAAAGAAUGAAUGAAUAAAAUUGUUA
Molecule: messenger RNA, 2275 nt
Organism: Nerophis ophidion (straightnose pipefish)
Lineage: Eukaryota; Metazoa; Chordata; Actinopteri; Syngnathiformes; Syngnathidae
Product: gastrula zinc finger protein XlCGF57.1-like
Exons: 2
Coding region: 206-1966 (586 amino acids)
Biological process (GO): regulation of transcription by RNA polymerase II
Molecular function (GO): DNA-binding transcription factor activity, RNA polymerase II-specific; RNA polymerase II cis-regulatory region sequence-specific DNA binding
Source: RefSeq, a predicted model, not a curated record